Tachysurus vachellii is the source of this 3318-nucleotide messenger RNA. RefSeq names its product testis-expressed protein 2-like. Gene Ontology annotation, cellular component: endoplasmic reticulum. The record is from RefSeq and is a predicted model, not a curated record. Gene Ontology annotation, molecular function: lipid binding. The transcript has 12 exons. Lineage: Eukaryota; Metazoa; Chordata; Actinopteri; Siluriformes; Bagridae. Bases 173 to 2995 code for a protein of 940 amino acids.
CCGUAGUGCUCUAAAUGACCGUGCUUCAGAAACGCACUGUCCUCUCGCUUCUUCUCACACCUGUGAAGAUGAUUAGAAAAAGAAAUGAGAAGGAAAUAAUAUUUUUAUGUUACUACAUGGAUCUCGCCCGAAGUGAUGGUGACAUCCAGCUGUGCUUUUGCCAUUGGAGAGAAUGACCAUGUCUAGAGACUAUACUUCCAACCCAACACAUACAACGAUGCAAAAUGCAAUUAUGGAAGACAAUGAGCUCUUUUUUGAUCCUGAUGAGAAAAGUCACUCAGUCAGUGUCUCCAAAGAGAAAUCUCAUGUCAGAGGGAGCAAUUCGUCUGCUUCUUCUUUCUGCUUUCCGCUUUCCUCUUCUACCCCUAGUGCCCUUGAUGUGCUCUCUACCUCGACCCAUAGCAUCACUGCUGCUCCCUCCUCCAUGAGCUGUAUCAUCAAAUGCUCUUCAGCUUCUUCUGAUAAAGAGUCUAUAGAGUCUGCCAUGCUAAGGCCCAAUCCUAUGCCGACCCUUCUUGAGUCUCUUUCUAUGGAGAUCUCACAUAAAGAGUCUGAAUUCUGCCUCUCCAACUCUGACUCCAAGCUCUAUCUGCAACCUUGGAGGUGGACAGUAGCCCAACAACCCACUGUCCAGGAUGCAGAACUCUUGCCCAAGACAGUGCCUUCUUCUCCCACAGAGUCCUGCCCGAACCUGAUUAGCUCUGGCAGCUUGCUGAUGGCUGAACUGGAUGACACACGACGUAAAUUGUCCGAGGUCAUGCAGGAACCACUUAGUAAGCUCAGCAAGAUCAUUGGAGAGGAGAGUGGCAGUCCUAAGUCACCAAAAGGUGACUCGCCUGCCUCCCAAUGUAGUUAUUUAGGAGGUAUACCUGUUCAGAGUGAGGAUGGAACUGGAGGAUGGCACAAAGAGAAUGAGAUUCCACUUGGAGUGUGUAAAACUCCACUAUGGAAGCCAAGGAGAAAACCAAGCAUUACUCCUGAGACCUGCUGUAAGCUGGGUAGCAGCUAUGAGAUCUGUAAUUAUGGUGAUGUCAUGCAAGUGCUGGAAAUUCAGGAGCAUUCUGGCAGAAAAGAGGUCAUAUGCCCAGAGCAGGAAGGUGUCCCACCUGUAAAGUACACUGCAUCCUCAAACCCAGGCAGAUGGCUGGUAUGUGUGGGUUUGCUGGCUUACAGCUUCUUUGUGUUACCGCUGUCUUCCUACAUGACAGGACUGUCUCUUGGACUGGCAUGUGGAUUUAUGCUAGGUCUGACAGUGGUAAUGAUGCUAGGACCACACCGACCAGCUGUUCCUGAGAUGUCCAUCUCUUCCCCCUCUGACAGCCUGCUGAUGGAGUCUACAGGAUCAGCGCUGAGAAAGUCAGCAAAGAGAACGCUUCAGGGCUGGAUGAAUGAGAUGUACAGUUAUGACCCAGAGACAUAUCACCUCUCUCUGUGCCACUCUGUCUAUGUCACUUUGGAUGGAUGUCAUCUACACCUGUCAUACCCACGUGUCAACAUCCCACGGCAAGCCACCUUCAACGAGCCCACUCAUGAAGUCACAUUUGUGCGCUCACGCUGUUUCCAGCUAUCCAACUGCAAGGUGUCUCUGGUGCCGGCAAUCUUGGCAAAAAAGAGAGUCUGGAACAGGAAAUAUCCCAUCUGCAUUAUGCUGGCUGCAGAAGAGCAAGUCAGUGAGGCAGCAGAGGCAAACAGCGAAAGAGCAGAAAAUCUCAACCAUCUGAAGAAGGUAGCAGACCAGACCUCUACUCUGUACCUGUUUGGGCGUACAGGUAGAGAGAAAGAGGAAUGGUACCAGCACUUCCUGUUAGCUUCAAAAACCAAGAUCUAUGGGGAAGAGCCAAAGUCAGAGGUGUGUAGUGUUGGAGGUUCCAGUCAAGGAAGCGAUGAUGACUUGGCCUCGAUGCUGGGUUUAAGAGAGCUGGCUGGCUCAGUGAAAGAGAAGAUUCUGCUGGACUACAACUCCUACAUGGCUCACUUCAUUACUUCAGAUAGCCUCACGCCCAGCCCUUGUCACAGUGAGCCAGGUAGCCCUACUGACACAAAAAGGAUCUCCAGUGAUCCAGUAGCAGGGUGUGAAGAUCCAGCCUGGCUCAAUGCCAUGAUUGGAAGGAUUUUCUUGGAUUUUUUGCAAGAGAAGUACUGGGGUGACCAGGUGGCACACAAGAUCCAAAAGAAACUGAGCAAGAUUAGGUUGCCCUACUUCAUGAAUGAACUGACGCUAACUGAACUGGACUUGGGAACAUGCAUGCCACAAGUGUUGAGUACAUCCAGACCUUCAGUGGAUCACAGAGGUCUGUGGUUGGAGCUGGAGGUAUUGUAUACUGGAUCUUUGCAUAUGGCUCUGGAGACAAAGAUGAAUCUGUGCAAGCUCGGCAGAGAGAGCUGCUCGGAGAAUUACAGCAUCACUGAGCCCAGCAAAACUGUGUGCACAAAGCCUAGGGUGUGUAUCAUUGCAGAUAGUGAUGAAGAGUCAUCCAGCGCAGGCUCGUCUGACGAAGAGGAGCUGAUGUCCUCCGAGCCCCAAGGCCCUCUGGGAGAUAAGAGUAUACACUCAGGGACUGAGGGGCAUUGUGAAAGCAGCACAAGCAGGACAAUUCUGCAUUUUGUGGACAAGAUUGCCAAAUCAAAGUAUUUCCAGAAAGCCACAGAAAAUGAGUACAUCAAAAAGAAAAUUGCUGAAGUCUCCAACACACCCCUGCUGCUGAGCGUUGAAGUGCUGGAACUCUCAGGAACUCUAGCUGUCAACAUCCCACCACCACCUACCGACCGAAUCUGGUACAGUUUCUGUGUUCCUCCAAGGCUAGAUCUGCGAGUGAAACCCAUGCUGGGUGAGAGAGAGGUCACAUUCACUCAUGUCACCGAGUGGAUAGAGAAGAAACUGCAGUGUGAAUUUCAGAAAAUUAUCGUAAUGCCAAACAUGGACGACCUGUACCUGCCUCUUAUGUCUUCCGGGAUGGACAAUACCGACAUGUCUCAGAAUAAGACACAUGCAUGAAGGACAAGGAGGAAAAAAGUGAUAAUGUGCAUAUUGUAAAAUGUGUGUGCCAUUUGUACAAUAUUCCAGAUACAUAAUCUGGCUGUUUGUGUGUGUGGAAAAAUAUGAGUCUUGUUACAAACAGAGGCCCCUGAAUUUCUAAGUGAAACAUAAACUAAUGAGAUGAAAAAAUUGCUGAUUGUAGUGUGCUGUAAUGUGAUUGUAGUGUGCUGUGUAGUAGUGUAGUGUAGUGUACUGUAGUGUGCUGAUUUUUUUACAAAAAUAGCAUCUGAUCAUAAAUUGUCAAAACAGUUAUUUAGACGCCAAAGUAAAAUAAUAAGGAA